Cutaneotrichosporon oleaginosum is the source of this 2878-nucleotide messenger RNA. RefSeq lists its product as uncharacterized. Lineage: Eukaryota; Fungi; Basidiomycota; Tremellomycetes; Trichosporonales; Trichosporonaceae. The record is from RefSeq and is a predicted model, not a curated record.
CUCCAACAUCUAGCACCCACCUGUCCUCUCCGACGCCCCUGCACACACCCACCCCGCCCGGGCGGCGGCCGUCAUGCCGUCCUCCUUCCUCCGCGCCGGCGUAAACGCGCUCCGCGACCGCUCCCGCGCCGUCGCUGCGUUCGCCGGCGGCGGCGGCGGUGGUGCAGCACCUCACGACUCCGUGCCCCUUCCCCUCCCCCUCAGCAGCUGGCACCUCGCACCCGAGAGCCUCUUGGACGUCAAGCGUCUCCUGUUCUGGGCUGCGGCAUGCGUGCUCCUCCUUGUCCUCGUCGCCGCAACAUGCCCCGCCGAGUCGUCCUUCCGCGUUCACCUCACCGAGCUCGCGUUCCGUCGCCACCUCGCGCACAUCCGCUCCUCGGACGCGCCCGAGGAAGGUGCCCGCGCGACCAACGGUCAUGCGACCAGUCCCGGCACCAGCAGUGGCACCGAUACACCAAUCGCGCCAUUCCGCUUUGCCAACCACGUCGCCAUCACUCUGCGCACGCCCAACAUGUGCUACCGGUCUCUGUUUUUCUUCGCCCUCGCCUUCGCUGCACCCCCCUUGCCGCCAGUCUACCUCUCCGACCCGGUGAUGGGCAAGCCUCCCAAGGCCUCCGGGCCACCCAAGCCCGAGCCCACUGUCGCUUACCUCGGUGUUCUUGGGCACUGGUUCAUGCUUGGACACGUCCCCGAGUCUCUGCAGUCGUCCUGGGGAUAUGUCGCCCGGAUGGGCCGACGUGACAAGGCUCGCAAAAAGUCUGCCGCUCUGGACCGCGCUGGGGUCAUGGAGAUGCGUGCCGUUGCACCAAAGGACGAAUCGCCUGGAACUGGGUCCAGGCCCUCGGCGCUCGUGCCCAAGCUCCUCUUCAAAACUGACUCGCACAAAGAUCUCGCCGAUUUGCUACCACUUCAUUCGACCCCGUCUUCCAUACCAUCUGUGGGACCGGGCUCGCGGCGUGGGUCAGUGUCUACACUUGCUCCUCCACCAAUUCCGCCCCAACAACCCGAUCCGUCUAUCGAAAUCACCUCGCCCGUGCUCACGGCGCUCAAGUCCGACUUGGCCGCUGCGCAGGCCGUGCUCACUGAACUGCAGACACAGCUGGCCGCGCACGACGAGUCAGUCGCUGCAUCCCAAGCGCAUUUACAAUCCACAGUCGACGAGCUGCGGCAGCGGCGCAAAGACGACGAUGCCGAACGCCAAGAUCUCAAGUCUAAAACCAAGACGCUUGAGGACCAGAAGCGGCAGGCAGAAGCGGCGCGCCGCGACGCCGACAAGCGGCUCAGGGCUGCGGAAUCCGUGCGCGACGGACUGCAGGCCAAGAUUGCCACGGCGUUCGGCGAGAUUGAGGAUCUGAGGGAGCAGAUGAGGGCAAGCGAGAAGCAGGUCAAGAUUGUAAGCAAAGAGGGCGCGCAGCAUGUGGUCGACACUCGUGCUGCGGUGGAGCAGAAGAAUGAGGAACUGGGCGAGCUCGACACCCAGAUUUCCCAACUCGACACGGCAAUCGAAUCGCUAAGCAAACAAGUGACCGAAGCCGAGGACAAGCUCAAGGCUGCCGAGACAGCUGCCGAGGAGGCGCGCAAGAUUGCGCCCGAAGAGGAGAUGAUGCUUAUGGCUGCCGCGUACGAGGCGGCCGCGAGCGAGUCGUACCACCACGGGCAGCGCCAAAACCAGGCCGAUAGCCGCUGGGCGUCGCAGGCCGCGGCCUACAUGGCCGAGGCAGGGUUCCCGCAACUCGACGAGUCGUACACUGCGCGCCCCACGGCGAACAACAACAGCACUACGGCCGGCGGUUACGCACACCUUGCACGCGCGCACCCGCACAACGCUUCUUACCGUAGCCUCAACGACAAGCGGGUUGCAGACGUCGCCGGCUUCGAGGACUUUGGCCCUGGUGCGUCACGCUCGCUCGCGCCGCACCGCUUGUCGACACCUCCUAUCCAAGUACACAUGGACGAGGCGUCCGAACACGGUUCACCGAGCACGGGGUCGGCAUCGUUCCCCAACUCGUGGCUUCCACAGGGGCUUGUGCGCUCGCUUGAAGGUGGCGAUACGCCGCUCGACAGUGGUGCGUCCGAGACUGAGAGAGACGACUCGCUAUUUGCGUCGCUCGAGGACGCGCUUGCUGCUGGACCCUCGGACGAGGGCUCACCCAACUACGACUCGGACCAGGACUCGCCUAUCGGCUGGCCGUCAUCCGCGCCCGCAUCGGGCGAGCGCAAGGUAACACCAACGGGGGUUUCGCGCUUCCACUCGACUCCGCCGGGUAUGAGCGGAAUGGGCGGCUCGGCUUCAACGCUACCCGGGAUGGGUGCGCUUCCGUCUUCGCGCCGCUGGUUCUCAACUUCGCCCAGCAGCGAGAAUGUGAGCUCGUUCCACCUGUUCAACGCUGGGCUCGGCUCGAGCGACUCGCUUCCGGGCUUUGAGAAUGCGUUCGCCCCCUCUGCCAAGGAGAAGAUGGCGCUCAAAUGGCCCCUUCUCGGCAAGAGCAGAUGGACGGGACAGCAGCGCAGCAUCAGCGCGCUGGACGAAGUGACCGCGAAUCUUAAGCACGACCUCGGGCCCAUCGGCAGCGGGAGCCCGCGCUCGCCUGGCCCUGGUCCCUCGGCUUCGGGCACAGGUACGGGCGCAUUCACGCCCGGCCCGAGCGUGGAGGAGAUCUUCAACCGCGCGCCCGGCGAGUGGCCUGCGUUCUCGAACGGCGCGUCCCGCUCACCCGAUACGGAGCCGUUCAAGGGCAAGGGGCGCGAGGAAGACGAGGACGAGCACCGCGUCGCGGAGCGCAAGCCGUCGUUCCGGUUCUUCACCUCGCUUGGGCGCAAGGGCGGCGUAGCGUAGGCGUAGGCUUAGGCUUAGCUAGCAAUGCAGAGUGUCGAGUAC